AUGAACGGACCUCGCCCUUCGAUUCGUGCAUUCUUAUGUGACCUUCCAUCUCUAAAGACCGACACAAAAGUCCGCUUUCUGGGCUGUGUAAGGCAGUAUUUAAUUAGCACAGGCCAUUUGAUCCUGGAGCACAACUACUCGUGGCAGAAAGAAGGCCCUAGGUCUGUAUCGGUCGAUGUCAAUGCCGUGCUGCAGGACCUCUCAUCAGAGGAGCUUCGCGUCGGUGCAUGGGUGAAUGUGAUCGGCUACGUCCGAGGUUCGACAUCACCGGCUCUCUCUUUCUCAUCAUCUCAGCUGAGCUCAUCGCAGCGGGACGAGGAGGAAGAGGCGGCAUCUGCGUCGGCAAGAGUCGCUCCUCGACCGGUACAUGUCGAUGCCGUGAUGGUCUUCUCCGCGGGCGCCAUCGCGCUCGGGGAAUAUGAGCGUAUACUUCGCAAUGCCCAGGAUGUAGAGCGGCGAAUGCGCGUCCUUGGAUGA
Molecule: messenger RNA, 477 nt
Organism: Penicillium oxalicum
Lineage: Eukaryota; Fungi; Ascomycota; Eurotiomycetes; Eurotiales; Aspergillaceae
Product: nuclear telomere cap complex subunit Ten1
Exons: 2
Coding region: 1-477 (158 amino acids)
Biological process (GO): telomere capping
Cellular component (GO): CST complex
Molecular function (GO): single-stranded telomeric DNA binding
Source: RefSeq, a predicted model, not a curated record